Molecule: messenger RNA, 973 nt
Organism: Nicrophorus vespilloides
Lineage: Eukaryota; Metazoa; Arthropoda; Insecta; Coleoptera; Silphidae
Exons: 4
Biological process (GO): activation of GTPase activity; regulation of small GTPase mediated signal transduction
Cellular component (GO): cytoplasm
Molecular function (GO): GTPase activator activity
Source: RefSeq, a predicted model, not a curated record
GGCUCAGUGUUAUCGUGGCGUCCGCCGCACGUGGACCUGCCGCUCGAAAAGUACGAAGACCGAUCGGGAAAAAACCGAAUCACAGAGGACAAGCAGAAGAAGUCCCGGGGAUUUCUGGUGCAGACGACACAGAAAGCAGAUCAUUUCCCUCCCUUCAAGAAAAAGAAAAGAGAAAAAAAAAACAUAAACAAUAAUAACAAAAAUACUGAAAAUUUUCUUAAACUGAUCCCACACGAACAAUGGAGCCGUCUCCGCUGUAUGACAACAAUCACUACCACGAGGAAUGCCUGCGGUGCAACUCGUGCGGGCUGAACCUGACGGGGCCCAACCAGAAGAGGGCGAGACGUUUCAAGAACCAAAUCCUGUGCGAUCUGCACUUCGCUGACGUCGCCCUGAUGGAGUGCUCAGACUUCAUGCAGCAGCUGAGGGCCUUCAAGCCGCAAUCCUUGGGCUGCGCCGUCGCCCGUCGGAAGUCCUCCACCACCCUCAUAUUUCCGCUUCCGCCUCAGGCCUGCUCAGACGAGUUUUGCGAAGAGUUUCCGCACAACUUCACCAUCACGCCGGGAUAUUGGAUCGAGUGUUCCAGACAGAAGAUCGCCACGGACACCAUCUGGGAUGAGAGCGAGUCGGAUCACGAUCUGCCCGAAGGCGACGAGGAGGACGACGAUCAUCACCACCACAUCCACGUGGAUCAGCACGAAAACGGUCACAAGCUGUCCACAAGAGAUCUAGGAUGCAACGAUCUGUACGAAGACGAUGAGGACGAUGAUACUUCGUCACCGAGGAAGAAGACCACCAUCGAGGAGCAAUGGGAGAAGAAUCAAGGAUUCGAAUUGACGAGCGUCGAACAGGAGACGUACGAGAAGUACUUUUACGGCACCGAGCAUUGGAACUACUUCACGAACGACGAGGAUCUGGGUCCGGUCAUCCUCUCCAUCAAGCAGGAAACGCUCAACUCGAGGGAUCAGUUCCG